Halteromyces radiatus is the source of this 885-nucleotide messenger RNA. RefSeq names its product ADP-ribosylation factor family-domain-containing protein. Gene Ontology annotation, biological process: vesicle-mediated transport; intracellular protein transport. The transcript has 6 exons. Bases 90 to 638 code for a protein of 182 amino acids. The record is from RefSeq and is a predicted model, not a curated record. NCBI's taxonomy places the organism in Eukaryota, Fungi, Mucoromycota, Mucoromycetes, Mucorales, Cunninghamellaceae. Gene Ontology annotation, cellular component: cytoplasm; Golgi apparatus. Gene Ontology annotation, molecular function: GTP binding; GTPase activity.
UUUAUUUUUUCUUUCUUUCUUAUUCGUUUCCCUUAUUAAGUUUCUUUACCGGCUUUUUUUAUAUCCAUACAAUACAUCUAAAAAAAAGAAUGGGUGCAUUAUUCAGCAAAGUACUGUCCAGUCUCUGGGGUGAAAAGGAAGUCCGUAUACUUAUUCUAGGUUUAGAUGGUGCUGGCAAAACAACUAUUUUAUACCGAUUGCAGAUUGGAGAAGUUGUAUCUACCAUCCCAACCAUCGGAUUCAAUGUGGAAACAGUGACUUACAAAAAUAUCAAGUUCCAAGUAUGGGAUUUAGGUGGACAAACCAGUAUAAGACCUUACUGGCGAUGUUAUUACUCCAAUACCGAUGCUGUGAUUUAUGUUGUAGAUAGUGUGGACAAGGACCGAAUGGAAACAUCAAAGGAAGAAUUACAUGCCAUGUUGGAAGAAGAAGAACUCAAAGAUGCCGCCUUACUCGUUUUUGCCAAUAAACAAGACAUGGAAGGUGCAUUAUCUUCAGCUCAAGUAGCCGAUGCUCUUGGAUUAUCCACCCUUAAAAACAGACAAUACUCCAUUUACAAAACAAGUGCCCUUAAAGGUGAAGGUUUAACUGAAGGAUUAGACUGGCUUGUCAACAUUAUUCAAGAAAACAAACAAUGAUCUGCCCAUUAUUUUUUUUUUUUUUUUUUUACAUCAUAUCAAAUAUCCAUCCAAUGUUUUAGUUUAGAUAUUCUUUCUCCCUUUUACAAAAUAAUAUAUUACUCUAGUCGUAGACAAUUUCUCAUUAUCAGCACUUUUUAUUUAUUUAUUAUUAUUAUCUUCCUUCCACGUAUAUAUAUACUCUUCUUCCACUCUUUUCGAUCAUCUCAUCACAAACAUGAAAAUAAUAAUAAUAAAAAAAAAAAAC